This is a messenger RNA of Aspergillus chevalieri, 333 nucleotides long. RefSeq lists its product as uncharacterized. Bases 1 to 333 code for a protein of 110 amino acids. The record is from RefSeq and is a predicted model, not a curated record. The transcript has 2 exons. Lineage: Eukaryota; Fungi; Ascomycota; Eurotiomycetes; Eurotiales; Aspergillaceae.
AUGUCAUCCCGCCGCCUCCUCAUCUUCCAAGAAGCCCGCAACCCCCAGAACCCCUCCGAACUCAUCUAUCUCCCCGUCAACAAACUGGGUCUCCCGAUCUGCGGCCCCGGCCCCGAGUUACCCUCGAUCCUCGAACUGCCGUUACGGAUUCUGCGCGCUUUUACGGAGAUUUUCAAUCAGCCUAAGUUUAAGGGGUGGGCGAUCAUGUCUGCAGGACCAUACCACGAUACCUCGGAAGAAGGCAAGUACUACGCUGUUGUGCUGGAGCAGGUGCGGGAUCCGUUGAAUAGCAGUGGUGGACCGAGGGAUUCGGUGGCUUCGUUGGCGGGUUGA